Messenger RNA from Parnassius apollo (apollo), 207 nucleotides. Lineage: Eukaryota; Metazoa; Arthropoda; Insecta; Lepidoptera; Papilionidae. The record is from the annotation of a GenBank genome assembly.
AUGCACAUCACCAUAUCGGACAUUCUAGGUACUGAACUAAAAUCUAUGAAGGAGGAAAUAGUGGAUAUGAAGGAGUCUAUGAAUUUCAUGAAUACAAAAUAUGAAUCUAUUACAAAGGAGCAUGCAGAGGCCAAUGAAAAAAUAAAACGGCUAGAGACAGAAAACGGUGCACUGCAGUCAGGGACUGCAGUCAGAGGACUUGUCUAA